AUGUUAGUCAUUAUAAUGUUUGCCAUUUUCGUCAUUUCUGGACAAAAUUAUGCCUUCCAACUACAUGCAGGGCUCUUAGAUCCAGCCAAGGGUCUUAUAUUAAGCCAAAAUAAUUUAUACGGCUUAGAACCGUACAGAACACCUGCAAAUGUCAGCUCAUCUGAUUUGUCAAAUAGUUUUCUAAGUCCAAAGGUUCCAGGACAUAGAGCUCAUAAUCACGUUGGUUCGGGUUUACCGGUAUUUAAUUACCUCGGGAUAUAA
This is a messenger RNA of Parnassius mnemosyne (clouded apollo), 261 nucleotides long. The record is from the annotation of a GenBank genome assembly. Lineage: Eukaryota; Metazoa; Arthropoda; Insecta; Lepidoptera; Papilionidae.